This is a messenger RNA of Colletes gigas, 7036 nucleotides long. RefSeq names its product neo-calmodulin-like. Lineage: Eukaryota; Metazoa; Arthropoda; Insecta; Hymenoptera; Colletidae. The transcript has 9 exons. The coding region runs from base 773 to 1600 and encodes 275 amino acids. The record is from RefSeq and is a predicted model, not a curated record. Gene Ontology annotation, molecular function: enzyme regulator activity; calcium ion binding. Gene Ontology annotation, cellular component: myosin II complex.
CUGCCCACCAUCGAGCACAUACGUGGCCAUAAUUGCAGCAACUAACUACCGAUCGAUCGAGCCAUGAGGACGCAUCAACCGCGACUCGUGUAGCCUGGAAUUUAGUCGUUUGAGAAAGCAACAGAAAAAGGGACGAACACGUGAAAGAGAAAGUCGAACGGUUGUAUUUAUCGACGGACGACUUGUCGCGGACGAAGAAUCCACCGGAAAUAACGGUGACCUCGCGACAGGCAAAUGUCCUCGACGAGUUUUCGCGAGAGCUUGUCGUCGGGCUACUCACGAGAAACGACAGAAAAGAGAGUCUGUCGCUUAUCCGCUGCGUCAAUUUCACGAUAAAAUUCGUGCGAGCGAGCAAAUCUAGUCAAUCCGCGGUUAAUCCCUGGCUGUGUUUAUCCUAAAAAUCGUAAUAGUGUUUAGAGAUCUUGAAAUUGUAGUACGCGGGCGCAAGGAAGGAGCGAAGUCAACGGCAAGAGGCAACAAAGUCGAUUAUUAGUUAUACAGUCGAGUGAUAAAAUAGAAAAUAAAAGAAGAAGAAUAACGCGAGUAGCAAUUAGCUUCGCUACAUCCAAUCCACGUAUGAAUAUUCGUGUAUCCAUCGAUCAGAAUCGUACGCGCGCGUCGAGUUUCCGAUAAUAAUCCGUACGAUCGAGGCUCGAUAAAGAUCCCAGUUAUUUUCUCGUAAACGGCGUGCUCCCUGUGAUUUAUUGUGCGCGGUUGAUCGUCGAAACGUGUUUGGUACCGUCGAGAGAACGAACAAAAGUGCGUCGAGAAAAUGGCGUUCGCCGCGGCGAGAAUGAUCCUUAAGGAUAAGCGACGGAAGGCCAGCAAAGAGGACUUCGCGCCGCGAAACAGGAGCAAGGCCCGCAGCGCCAGUACAAGUAGCUUUAGAAGCCUGAGCCAGGCUCGCAACAAACCAGCGGACGGAGUCAGCCACGUGAACCAGAAGGGACCCGGGGGUCAAAAGGCGCCGCUAGCUUCCGGGCAGAAGGGCGCGCCUGGCACGAAGAACGUGGGGAAACAGGCUCAAAAACCAACCGCUCAGAAAGGUCAGGUGAAGGUCACGCCGAAGGCGGCUCCUAUCAAGACUGGGAAGAACAAAAAGAAGGGCCAGAGACAUCAGUAUGACCUCACCGUCACUAUCAAUCUGUCUGAGUAUGGACUCACGGAGGAUCAAGUGGCUGAAUUCAAGGAGGCGUUCAUGCUCUUCGACAAGGACGAAGACGGUACCAUCACGAUGGCGGAACUCGGCGUCGUUAUGCGAUCUUUGGGACAGAGGCCGUCGGAGACGGAAUUACGAGACAUGGUGAACGAGGUGGAUCAGAAUGGCAACGGUACCAUCGAGUUCAACGAGUUCCUGCAAAUGAUGUCGAAGAAGAUGAAAGGCGCAGACGGAGAGGACGAGUUACGCGAAGCAUUCCGAGUGUUCGACAAGAACAACGACGGCCUGAUCUCUUCGAAAGAGCUGCGACACGUGAUGACGAACCUCGGUGAGAAAUUGUCGGAGGAAGAAGUCGACGACAUGAUCAAGGAAGCGGAUCUGGAUGGUGAUGGAAUGGUGAAUUAUGAAGAAUUCGUGACAAUCCUGACGUCGAAGAAUUAGUUCGGUGGCGGUGGAUCGGAUGCGAAGCUACGAAGCUGCCGGAAGUCUUCGUCGAAGGUAGAGUCGAGAACGUGAGUUCCUUCGUGAAGUUAGAAGGCGAAUCGACGGUUCGUUCCCCACCGUUCAAGACACCGUCGAGGAAAUCGUGGUCGGAGAGACGCGAUAAAAUUGCACAAAAGUCGCUGGACCUUCGAACGUUCGAUCCUAAAAGCGAUGGUCGCGGUUCGACAUAGAGCUAUACGGCAAUGAAGAUUCGUUGGACCCUAAAAGGGUAAGUGGAAGAGGGUAAAUCGUGUCUCGAGUGGUGGGGCGACGGACGACUCGACCGGAAGUCCCCACGUAAGCGGCGGAUGAUCGCGAGAGGCGAUAGAAAGCGACUUCCGCAGUUGCACACGCAUACACGCAUGUACACCUCGCUCCUUCGAAUUAAUUUUACAAGUAUAAGCUAGCGAAACGACACUGUACGUGAAAAAAAAAAAAGAAAAAAUAACGAGUGAGGUACUCGCUCCCGAAACAAUCAACUGAGCUUUGUUUAGCGUUUACCUACAUACUUACCUACCUAUACUCUCUAUUAAUGCUAUACAACGUCGUUAUUAAUACUGUUAGGAACUAAACCAAUCCUUCGUCAUCUCUCACCGGUUUGUCAUUUGCGCGUCGUCCGGACGCGGAUCGCCAUCGACGGCCUAAAAUCUCUAUUUUAGGAUCGCGAAAACAGCACACGGGCGCGUAAACGCCCCAAGCGUUUUCGCGUUACAGAGUCGAGAAACACGUCGCGUGAUCGAUGAAGUGUUUUUUUCGCGUGUCUCGAUCCGCGGUGAGACGAUCGAGACUAUGCUCGUCGUUCCUCUUUCACUCCCGUCGAUCGAUCGGUAUUGUUCCUCCAGUUUCGUAGGGUUUCACGUCUCGAUGCGAGACGAAUACUUCCCGACAUUGUCUCAUUAACAUAUUCUGGUCGCGGGACAGCGACGCGAGAGAUAGCUCUAUAACGAUCUGUCUUCAAAUUUAGAUGAAUGUCGUUUGGCAAGUAGAUUAGUUCUAACGAUGAUAUACUCGUGGCAGAGUUUUUAGACGCAUGUUGUGGCGGCAUGCCAGCGCGGCCGCUGGAAAGCAAGAAUCAAAGUAACAGUAGCGGUUUUUUCCUUAAACGUACAACACCAGUUGUAGCUGACCUUUUUCCCCCCCCCCCCCCCCCCCCGGUAGUUUUAGUUCCCGAACGUUUUGUAUCCGAUAUAAGAGCCGCGAACUCUCGCGACUGCGUAACCCGCCCUUAUCGUUGUAGUCUAGAACGAAUUAAAUGGCCGCUCAGGGCCCGUUUCUCAGGGAUCGUUCCACGAACAGGGUGAAUUGGAAAUGAAAAUUGGCCUUGAACGAGCAAUUAAUUUUGCCCCCUAAUGCAGUCCCGACGCGAACAUAGAUUCUCACCUGUGUCUCAGCUCUCCCGAAAUACCGAACACCGUCCACCUAAAAGAACCUCGACAUACGAUCCUGACCCACAAGCCAACCGUACUACGUCGUGCACCCCUUAGGUCCUUAAGAUAAGAGAAGCCACAGCCGUAGGUCGCGAUAGAUGGUAGUUAAUUAGAGCAUAGAGGAAGUACACGUAAAUAAAUAAUGCAUUAUACACAUACCUAUUAUAUAUAACUAUACAUGGUGUUACUACCGAAAGAAUACUUGAAGUAAUGUUAUUAUGGAUAUUCAUAUAUAUAUAAAUAUAUAUACACAUACACAUGUGUAUAUAUAUAUAUAUAUAUAUUUAGUAUAUACUUAUACAUACAUACAUACGAACAUAUAUUAUAUAUACAUAUACACGUUAGCGACGUACGUCGGUGGUAUACUGGCAUUGAUAUUUUUAUGGUUUUAAAAAAAAAAAAAUAAUGCAACAACAAGAACAAGUAUUAGUGUCAGAGAGAGAAAGGGAGAGAGAGAACGCUAGAGCGAAAGUGUGAGAGUGAAUGAGAGACACGGAGGAGUGAAAGAAUGCGAGAAAGGGAAAGAGAGAAAGGGAGAGAGAGAAAGAGAGAGAGAGAGAUAGAAAAAAAAUUGGUUUGGCUGGUCGAAGCGCGGAAGAGAAGCGAGUGUGCAUAGCGUAUAAUAUUCUGGCGAGAGGGAAGGGGAAACGGGAUAUAAAAAAAAAACAAUAAGAUGAGCUCUUAAGCGCGUUAGAAUUCGAAUUGUCCUUUAUAAGGAGCGUCGACGGAUGGCACGCGAAUAUCACUAUUGUUAUCGUUGGUAAUAUCGGUCACACGAAGCGGUGAUUUCACAGACAUCCACACGUUCACACGCAAAUACACACAUACGUACACACAGAUACACACGUACAUGUAGAGAUAGAUGAUAAUUCUGUUUUUUAGUUUAGGAAACACGCAUAUACAUUGCGCUGUUCGGCUCGAACGAUAGGUAAGACACAAUGAGGGAUCGUCGCGGGCGAACCUCGAAACGCGAUCGAAAUAUCGGGAGAAGGUUACCUCAGGAAACACGACGUACUUACCUAACAAUUGCGAUCGUCUUUUUCGGCUGCCUCGCGCCCCUGGCUCACGGCGAAACAUGCAAUCGUUAAAACAAUACAACAAAUAUAGAUUCCCAUAAAAAAUUAUUUAAAAGUAGAAAAACAGUCGAAGCAAUUUUAAUAUUUUCGAGAAAUUUAACAAUGCUUCCGUUGAAAGAAACACCUCUCGUAUUUUAUUUUAUUUUUACAAAGAUGACUCUCGAGGACGUCUGAACGACUCUGAUUCGGAGUCUGGUCUUAAAACAAAAAUAGUAUUCUUGCAACGUCUUUGUUUGAACGUCGAUUCUUAUUCGUCGAACGUAAAUUUCGUUCGAUCGGCGAUAAAGUAUUACACGAACGAACUUACGGCCGUCCGUCAUUGGCGCGACGCUAAACCGGUUGCGCAACGUAUGUAAUUCGAAAAAGGCGCGGGGCUGUGCAACGUAUAAAAAAUUGAUAUCGGUGAAACGCGCGAAUGUUCAAGCAAAACUCAUUACACAAAACGCUUCGAUAGCUAAAAACAUAAAACGAGCUCGAUAAAUCGAUGCAAAAUAGUAAUGUAUAACGUCCCGAAGACAAUAUCUUUAACGAUUUUAUUACUGGAAUCUAAUCGAGAUUUACCUCGGGAGAAGGCCUACGUUUUGGCGCGUGUGUCCGACAAGAUAGAUCGUAGAAAGACUGUCGGCGAGGAAUAAGAGGAAGAUAACGAAACGAGACAUUUUACGAUGCAAGAUGUCACGAGAAAAGGUGCUGUUUAGCUUAGAUACCGUAAACUUUCUUUCUACGUAGUCUGUGUCCAUCUGCUUUUUCCCUCGUCCAAGUUAUCGCACUUUUCCGUUGGGAACACCUCUUUGCUGAUCAGUUUCUUCUUUUUUUCUACUCACGAUCGAAUCUUUUCGUUCGUUGCAUUUCACCACACUGUAACCACAACGUUUAUUGGAAGAUUGCGACGAACAGGCAAGGUUCAGUUGGAUAUUUACGACGUGCACGAAAUUUCACUGUACCCCCAUGAGUCUUUGGUUCGACGUUUAUCGUUAUUAAAGGGUAGAACUUAAUCGAUAAGAUUAUCGAGAAACGUUUAGAACACAAGUACAAGAUAUCGUCAAUACCUGUAUAUAUAUAUAUAAAAAAAUAUAUAUAUAUCUUUCCCAAAUAAAUCGUGAACAGGGUCGGAGUCCUCGUGCCACCGACGUAUCGAACGACUCAUUAAUCGGACACAAAUAGAACAACGUCUGCGAAUGUCCGCCGGAUGCAUUUCAGUUCGCAAUGCGACACUAAACGCACACUCGUCACGCGCGCUUGUAUUAGGUACCUUUUUCAUUGUUAUAGAUCACGUUGGAUCCACGAGGACUCCGAUCGCGGGAUGCACGUCUUUCGAAUCAAUUAUACGAGUACAUAUACUUGCCCCGUGGAGGGCUCGCGCGACAUUCUCCUUGGAUUCUCAAUACAGGGACUACCCUUUGGUUGACCCUUUCAGACCUUAAAUUGUUUCACUCUAUCCAAACUUAUUUGGCCCGUUACAUAUAUUGCUUGUCACCAAAUAAAAUUCGUGCAGUAUGUAUCAUAAUUAGGGGUGUGCGAGGUCUCGAAAAUAUCGAUUGAAAUUAACCAUUAUAUGCUCAACCUAUGCUAUUAUCAAGCAAAAUAUAGAAAAAUCCCUUUAAAUGCAAAUUCUAAAUAAAAUGUUAUAUAGUUAAUUACAUACCUGAUAUUUAUUUCUUAUAUUCUGAUUAUCGUUCAUUUAAACUCUUUGAAUUUUCUCGAUUGACAAGAUACUAUCGAGGACUCGUUUCGUUUCGAACGUCGAGAUCUCGAUAUUUUCGAGACCUCGCGCACCCCUAAUCGUAAUCCGAAGCCUCAUGGACGAUAUUUAAGAGCGAUGAUCAGAGGUGAAAUAGACAUUGUCGAAAGAAAAUUGUGCAAAAGGUCUGGAAGAGUCGAACCCCGAGGCUCCCAGCGCUGUCCCUGAAACGUGGUAACGAAAGAUUGCAUCGCGGUACAAAGAGUUUUUGUCACGAGGAACGGCGGGAGAAGGGACAGCCCUGCCCGACAAAGAGUUGUCGUUGAUCGACCCUACCGAAAAGUAUUUUUAUAGAAUACUCUUCAAACACAGAUACUACGAUACAUUGAAAUGCAUACGACAUCGCGUUAUAUUCUAUUCUAUAUAUUAUAUUAUAUUAUAUUACAUUAUAUUAUAUUUACGUCAUCGUAUACGGGCGCGUACAAAUUAUGAUAUCGUAAAUUAAUGUCCUACUCUGCUGGCAGAUUUCAUUGUAGUCGUUACACGUACCUAUCAGACGACGGAGCCAUUGAAUUGAUCACGUCCUUUAAGAAGCGUACGCAAGUCUUCCUUUCGAUCCGCGCUGUUCGAUGCUCGAGGACGACUAUAAGGAUUUAGUUUCGAGGCGUGUUCGCCGCGAACGUAUCGCUUGUUCUGCGCGCAUUAUUGUUUCCCCCCCCGAAUAGAGUUGCUCAAGAGUCGAUAAUUCCGUAAGUCUUUUGAUACCCGGUGUGCGUCGGAAACGGAUCGAUUCGCGGAUCCGUGGAUCGGGAACAGCGACGGCGAAGAAAAACGCACGGAGACCGCCGCGGCGCGCUCGACGUGGACGCAGCAGAUUCGGAUGUAUUUUUGUUUCCGCGUUUAUUUUUUCAGACGAGCCGCGAGUGUCUCCGUUCGUUCCGUUCGCGUCGAUCACUUUCGGUACGACGAUGGGAUAAACGAAGCGAGACGAUCGGAGGCGGUGGACGCGCGCUUGUUUCCGCGAUUCGAACCGUCAAUAUUUAGCUUGCGUCACGGAACGCAGACAAUCCGCGAGCGAAUCGACUACUCAUAUCGCAGAAUAUUUUCAAACCCGUGUCCGUAGUCGUACUCGACGAUACGCUUUGCUCGUGGCUUUGUAAGAACGAUCGCGAGGCCGGAGUCACGCCAAGAACGAUCGAGAGGAUCGCGU